GCAACAGAGCCCAAAUACCAUGGGACACGAGCAGGACCAUGGUGCAUUAGGCGAUGGGAAGCACGCAAGCGACACCGAGAUGCAGCACCAGCAGCUGGCACAUUCACAGUCGGACGAUUCCACGGUCCAGCUGAAGAAUGGCACGGCAAAACUGACCGUCCAGUCGGCGGGUGAUCUGAAGCAAACGAUCCUCGACGGGCUGGAGAAGAAAGGCGAUCGGGGACUUUGGUUGUGGGUCCUGUUCAUUCUCUGCCUGACGCCCAACAUCCUCAACGGAUUCCACGUGUCGUCGUACGUGUUCCUGGGCCAGCUGCCCCAAAACUACUACUGCAUGGUGCCCGAGUUGGUACAGGCCGGCUGGAGUCAUGACGAAAUUCGUAGCAUCACCUCACCAACUGGCACCGCCAAAAACGGCACCUGCACGAUCUACACCUGGAACUACGGGCAGCUGAGCGCGCUUAACUACAAGGAUGCCCUCAGCUACACCCAAUCGCACCCACCACCAGCUGAGGUGAACUGUCUGGCCACGGCAAACAGCGGUGGUUGGCAUAUGCACUACGAUCAACCGGAAGGUGUCUCGAUCGUGCCCGAAUGGGAUCUGUUGUGUGAGCGUACGGCUCUUCGAUCCACGGUUCAGGUGGCCCUAUCGAUCGGGAAGUUUGUGGGUGCGUCCACGUUCGGUGUCCUCUCGGACAAGUAUGGGCGGAAAACGAGCUUCUCGAUCGCGGCCACGAUGUACAUCGUGGCCGGGUUGUUGACGACCUUCUCACCGGUUUAUGUCCUGCUGCUGCUCGGUCGCAUUGGACUGGGUGCAUCCGCUUCCGGUGUGUUCUAUCCGGCGUUUGCAUUGCUCACCGAGAACAUUGGCAAACGGCACCGGUCCUGGAUGAGUAUCGCGUUCAACUUCUCGUAUCCCCUCGGAAUGCUGUGUUUGGCGCUGGCCGCCUACCUUAUCAAACCGUGGCGGGAUCUUUCGCUAGCCCUAACGGUUCCGUCCUUUCUGCUCGUCAUACACCUGUACUUCCUGGUCGAGUCCCCGCGGUGGUUACUCAGCAAAGGACGUGAACGGAAGGCGUACAGGAUGGUGUUCGGACAUAGCGCCCCCCAGGAGCUGGUUGACAGUGCGGUGGUGCCGGAAAAGACCCAAAACCCGGACGAGGAAUCUCAAUCGUCAGCCGUCCCAUUCGGAACACGACUCAAGCAGUCCUUCAGCGAGUUCACGAAGCUUUACGGAACACCGGUCCUUUGCCGACGGGCACUUAUAUGCCAUUUCACGUGGUGCAUCACUUCGCUGUGCUAUUACGUCACUGCCCUCAACGCGGACAACUUCGCGGCCAAUCGGAACGUGUACGUCGCCACCACCGGCUCGGUGGACAUCGUGGCGUACAUCCUAUCGAUGAUCGUGCUGGCGUACUUUGGCCGGCGCAGUUCAUCCUUCUGUUUCUUCCUUUACGCCGGCAUUUGUCUGCUGGUGGUGUUGGCUCUACCACAGGACAACACGACCGCACUCGUCACACUCGCGAUGAUGGGCCGGGUCGGCAUUACGGCAGUUUACGCCAUCGUAACGCUACACACGGCCGAACUGUUCCCGACCGAAAUCCGCAACACGGCCCUUGGUAUCUGCUCGACCAUGGCACACGUUGGCUCGAUCGCGGCACCAUACAUCACGGAUCUGCUCGGCCGCUUCGCCUGGUGGAUACCGACCACGAUCUGUGGUUGUGCGGUGCUGCUGGCCGGUGCCCUCACGUUGCUGCAUCCGGAAACCCGCGAUGCCGCGCUGAAGGAUCACGCACAGCAGGAACAACAGCACCACGGUGUGGCGGUGGACGAGGAAUCGGAUGAGAAGGAAAAAUCGAUCGCAGACCACUAGCUAGCGGGCACAAGCGGCUGUAAUCAUUUAAGGCUAGCCAGUAAGACAGUGUAAGGAUUCGUUGCUGUUUAUCGGUUCCAUUCAUUAAGGAGCACCUGCGAUGGAAUUCAACGGGUAGCGCGUUAGAUAGUAAGCGACGUCGGUGUAUACACCAGGCGUUCCGGACGCACCGCAACCGACACCGUACGAUAUGACGCCACGCAGCGCAAAGCGGGAGGAAAACGGCUUCCGGCACACGUACCCGCCACCCGAGUCACCCUGGCCACGUUCGAAACGGAAGGAAAGAGCAGUGAGUAACGCAUUUUUCCGCCGGCGUUUUCAUCCGGUGCACUCACCUUACACGCGUCGGACCGUCCAAUGGCGCAGAACA
Anopheles nili is the source of this 2240-nucleotide messenger RNA. RefSeq names its product organic cation transporter protein. Gene Ontology annotation, biological process: transmembrane transport. Bases 20 to 1870 code for a protein of 616 amino acids. The transcript has 6 exons. Gene Ontology annotation, molecular function: transmembrane transporter activity. The record is from RefSeq and is a predicted model, not a curated record. NCBI's taxonomy places the organism in Eukaryota, Metazoa, Arthropoda, Insecta, Diptera, Culicidae. Gene Ontology annotation, cellular component: membrane.